AUGUCAUUGUCCCCAUCAUUGUCUUCGUCGUCUUCAUCAUCGGAGAGAGGUUUGGGUUCGGUUUCAUCGAAUAGCCAGAACUCACCUUCAAAAAAUUCGGACUUUUUGGGGCUGAAGAACCAGCCUCAGGUGAAAAAUAAGAGUUUCGUUCCGAUAAGAUUGCCACCGCCGCCUCCGCCUCUACCACCGCCGAGGUUCUGGGAAGUUACGGCCGGUCCGAGGCCGAACUCAGGGCCACCGGCUCUUGUCAUGCCUUCCAGGCCUCGUGUGUUUCAGAAUUCGGGACCGGUUUUGGGUGGUGAAGGAUCACAGAGCGAUGCGAUUGUAGAAAAGAACGAGGAGACUCCCAAGCCCAAACUGAAACCUUUGCAUUGGGAUAAAGUUAGGGCCAGCUCAGACCGCGCCAUGGUGUGGGAUCAGUUGAAGUCAAGCUCUUUUCAGUUGAAUGAGGAAAUGAUUGAGACGCUGUUUAUGGUAAAUAAUUCGAGUUUGGCACCAAAUGAUAAUGUUCGGCGACAGAUUCUGCCCUCUUUGAACCAGGAGAACCGAGUGCUUGAUCCAAAGAAGUCCCAGAAUAUUGCAAUUUUGUUAAGGGCGCUUAAUGUCACCAUUGAUGAAGUCUGCGAAGCCCUUGUGGAAGGAAAUUCAGAUGCACUUGGGACAGAACUUCUUGAAAGUCUAUUAAAGAUGGCUCCAACCAAAGAGGAGGAACGCAAACUCAGAGAGUUCAAAGAUGAAUCACCAUUUAAGCUUGGGCCAGCUGAGAAAUUUCUGAAAGCAGUGCUUGAUAUACCUUUCGCAUUUAAGAGGGUGGAUGCAAUGCUCUACAUUGCCAGUUUUGAUUCAGAAGUAGAUUAUCUUAAAAGGUCUUUUGAGACUCUGGAGGCUGCUUGUGAAGAAUUGAGGAACAGCAGAAUGUUCCUGAAGCUUCUUGAAGCGGUGCUCAAAACUGGGAAUCGCAUGAAUGUUGGCACCAACCGUGGCGAUGCCCAUGCCUUCAAGCUUGACACACUUCUCAAGCUUGUAGAUAUAAAGGGAGCUGAUGGGAAAACCACUCUACUGCAUUUUGUUGUGCAGGAAAUAACCAGAGCUGAAGGUUUUCGUCUCUCUGGCAUGAAUCAGAAUCAAACAGCUGAGGAAAUUCAACAAUCUUCAUCUUCUUUUCGAGAUGAUGUUGAAUUUAGGAAGCGUGGCCUGCAAGUUGUUUCAGGAUUGAGUGGGGAGCUCACCAGUGUAAAGAAGGCUGCCGCUAUGGAUUCAGAAGUACUGAGCAAAGAAGUUGAAAAAAUUGCUGGAGGAGUUAAAAAAAUAGCAGAAGUUAUAAAAUUAAUUGAAGAAAGUGCGUUGAAGGAUAGUAGCCACAAGUUCUGUGAGUCCAUGAAUGGGUUCUUAAAGAAGGCAGCGGAAGAGAUUGUAAGGAUUCAAGCUCAAGAGAAACUCGCAUUCUCUUUGGUAAAGGAAUUAACAGAAUAUUUCCAUGGGAACUCAGCUAAGGAAGAAGCUCAUCCGUUCCGAAUUUUCAUGGUGGUGAGAGAUUUUCUCUCUGUUCUAGAUCAGGCAUGCAAAGUAGUCGGCAAAGUUAAUGAAAGAACUAUAGUUGGGUCAGCCCGUCAAUUUCCAUUGCCUGCCAAUCCAACCCAUCCGCCAGUUUUUCCUGGAUUCAGUGCAAAGCAGCAGCAGCAUUAUGGUUCCUCAGAUGAAGAAACCUCGCCAUUUUAG
Molecule: messenger RNA, 1719 nt
Organism: Prunus armeniaca (apricot)
Lineage: Eukaryota; Viridiplantae; Streptophyta; Magnoliopsida; Rosales; Rosaceae
Source: the annotation of a GenBank genome assembly